AUGCAGAACUUCAGGUGCAAGGUCACCAACCCGGCCCGCUCGAAAAAGCUGGGCGUCGCAAAGGCCCCGGUCGCUUGCCGAGACGAUUCGAAGAAGUGCGUCGCUGGUCCGAAGCAGAUGAUCGCUUGGAACCAAGCCGAAGGAAACAACGUCGCGGACAUUGGUUACAGCCCGGGAUACAACGCCAGGAUGGGCUUCAAGCCAGGCGCUCAGACGGACAUUUUUGUCUAG
This is a messenger RNA of Colletotrichum spaethianum, 231 nucleotides long. RefSeq lists its product as uncharacterized. The record is from RefSeq and is a predicted model, not a curated record. Lineage: Eukaryota; Fungi; Ascomycota; Sordariomycetes; Glomerellales; Glomerellaceae. The coding region runs from base 1 to 231 and encodes 76 amino acids. The transcript is spliced from 2 exons.